Molecule: messenger RNA, 734 nt
Organism: Actinia tenebrosa (Australian red waratah sea anemone)
Lineage: Eukaryota; Metazoa; Cnidaria; Anthozoa; Actiniaria; Actiniidae
Source: RefSeq, a predicted model, not a curated record
UCUAACAACAUCUCAGGAAAAAAGUAUUUUCAUGUUUGUUGCUAUAAAGAAGACAUCAGUGGAAGAGCCUUGCCUAUCCUACUGGCUAAUUACAGCCAAAGUGACCAAAGCAAUAUAGAUAAAGUCGACAACUGUAAUAAUGAAGCAGGUUUAAAGGGAUACAAAGCAUUCGGUGUGCAGAACAAUGGUGAAUGCUGGACCGGGAUAGACGCCAUCUUUGUUUAUGCCAAAUAUAUAUGGUAACGAUAGUAGUUGUACGAAUGGUGUUGGUGGAGUGAAGGCCAAUGAUGUGUACUUCUUGUCGUUUAAGGUUUUGCAUGAAGGCUGCUUUAUUGAAGUUCUCGCCGAUAAGGCCAUGCCAGUCCUUGUAGCUAAUAAAAUCCCAAACGAUCGUGAUCCUGUGCAGAGCUGUACAAGAGCCGCUUGGAAAAAGGGAUUCACUAAGGUCUUCGGUCUACGGAACGGUGGGAAAUGUUGGUCUGGAAACAACGCUGAUUCUACUUAUAACAAACAUGGUGUUGCUACUGGAGCAUGUGGGUCAGGCGGCGGACACUUGAAAAUGGAUGUCUAUAGAUUCGAUAUGAGUGUUCCUACAACAUCUGUACCUCAAGCAACACUAACACCAACAGUGAUAACACCAACAACACAAGGAGAAAGUAAGAAAACAGACCAUGCUGGUCUUGGGUAGAAUAUUUGCCACAGCUAAUCCAAAAAGGUUGUCUAUUUAUGAAUAC